AUGACCAUAAAGUCCUUGCUCUGGUUUGGCCUGGCUUUGAUAUCUCAAGCUGUUACUACAAUCCCACAUACUCGUGGCAACGAUCUAUUUCCAUAUCAGCUACUCAAGAAGUCCUGCAUAAACCCAGAUUGCAGUGCCACGCGCAUCACCAUCUCCAAUCCACCUAUUAAUCUCUGGAACGCACAACUGAUCCAAGAAUUCAACUCCGAUGUCCCAGACUUUUACAUUGCCCACCUUGAUCUUCACCUCCUGAGUGCCGCGCACCCCCCUUCACCUGUGGUCAACGUAACGGACACGCUGGUCAUGUACUAUGAAAACUUGAACUUGCUCUCCUCUAUCCCGGUAAUUUUUGUCGGCGAGAUUACUGGUCGGGCUUGGGGUUCUGGUGAUGAGCAUCUUAUGCGUAUGGAUAUGCGAUUUGCCGGUCCGGAUGCAGUUUUCAGCGCACCUGAAGAUGCUCUUGGAGUCAUUCAUGUUGGUGCUUUGCAAUGGCUCGUGGAGUCAAUAGGACCAUCUCGAACUAUGGAAUACAUGCUGUCAUCGGCACAAGUAAAUGCCACGGAAGCAGCCAGCAUCGGCUGGGUUAAUUCGGCGAUUGCGAAAUUCGAGGUAGAUACUUUGAGGGCGACGAAGAAGUCAGUCUCACAGCAGAAGCCUACACAGGAGAUGUUUGUGAAGGAUCAAGCUACUUUUGCUGUACUGGCGUCUAAACCAAGUGUCCAGGCUGCUAUUGACAAGCUUUUGAAUUUGUCUGAGGAUCAGGGGAAGGUCUGGGAACUGAAUAAUAGCGAUAACAUUGUUCGGUAUAUCUAUUAA
Lachnellula hyalina is the source of this 816-nucleotide messenger RNA. RefSeq names its product putative enoyl-CoA hydratase, mitochondrial. The transcript has 4 exons. The coding region runs from base 1 to 816 and encodes 271 amino acids. Gene Ontology annotation, biological process: fatty acid beta-oxidation. Gene Ontology annotation, molecular function: enoyl-CoA hydratase activity. The record is from RefSeq and is a predicted model, not a curated record. NCBI's taxonomy places the organism in Eukaryota, Fungi, Ascomycota, Leotiomycetes, Helotiales, Lachnaceae.